UGUUGUGUUGCGCAGCGUUUCUGACCUGACAGUGGUGGUGUUUCUGCGGGUGCUGGACGUGGAGGAUAGCAGCAAGAUAGAAAUCUAUAAAGAUGGCCUCGGCAACAGCAACCUACGGGCAGAAGGAGUCCUCUGACCAGAACUUUGAUUAUAUGUUCAAGAUCCUCAUCAUUGGCAACAGCAGUGUCGGCAAAACCUCCUUCUUGUUUCGCUACGCCGACGACUCCUUCACACCGGCCUUUGUCAGCACAGUUGGCAUCGACUUCAAGGUGAAGACCAUCUACAGGAAUGACAAGAGGAUCAAAUUACAGAUCUGGGACACGGCUGGCCAGGAACGUUACCGCACCAUUACCACAGCUUACUACAGAGGAGCCAUGGGCUUCAUUCUCAUGUAUGACAUCACCAACGAGGAUUCCUUCAAUGCUGUCCAGGACUGGUCGACUCAGAUUAAAACGUACUCGUGGGACAAUGCCCAGGUGCUGCUGGUAGGAAACAAGUGUGACAUGGAGGACGAGCGAGUGGUGAGCUCAGAGAGAGGCCGUCAGCUGUCUGAACACCUUGGUUUUGAGUUCUUUGAGGCCAGCGCCAAGGACAACAUCAAUGUGAAGCAGACCUUUGAGCGUCUGGUCGACAUAAUCUGCGAAAAGAUGUCUGAGAGUCUGGAUGCCGGCGAUCCCGCCGUCACAGGGGCCAAACAGGGGCCUCAGCUGACAGAGCAGCCCGCUCCUCCUCACCAGGACUGUGCAUGCUAAAGCUGACUACUUUCCAAAACCCUUUUCCACUGUCUUUCUCCUUGUUCUCCUUCAGCAGGACCACAGGUCCUUGGGUCUGUACUUCAUCACCCAUUUCACUCCUUUUCCUGCUUGUCUCUGUAGGAAGAUUGGCUAAAGGUCACAAGAAUCAGGUUGAAAAGUGUCUGAAAAGCUCCGGAUUGGUGUUUUUUGCUGUGAUUGCUUCUAGUUUCUCUGCAUAAAUGAGCUAAAAGGUUGUCGUUUUCACUAAGUAAGGUGCUGGUAUGAUGCCAAAGCACUUUAAAUCAAACCGUAGCAUGUCAGACUCUUCGCAGCCCGGUUCUUGAAGCUUUCCAACCCAUCUUGUGUUGUCUCCCUGUUCAUCGGUGUGGUUUUACAAGAAGGAUUUGACGGCGUAACGUACAUCCUCAGAGUGCCAUUUAAAUCCUUCCCAUGUUUACAGUUCUUUGUUUCAGUCAGUCAAAUAUCUUGAAAAGAUGCCAGCCUUGGAUUUGGUGACCAAGAGGGCCACUGCUCAGUUACAUGGGAGUGAUGAUCCAGCUGAGAUCUGCUCGGUAUCAGUGUAAUGCAUUUCAUAUAUGUCAUAAAUGUUUCUUUUUGUUGUCUCACCAAGUUUCAGAACAUUUGAUAUUCAUCUGAGCAUUUUCAUUUUGCCUUUUUUUAUGUUUUUUACCUUGGUGCCCUGUUUGUUCUUUUCAUACACUCAAACACUUACGGGGUGGGAGGGAUAUGAACAAAUUAUAGCUAGAUGAAAAAUAGCAAAAAAUGAAGAGACACAUUUUAUUUACUUAUAUUUAUUUCAAAUGUACAUAUAAAUG
This is a messenger RNA of Archocentrus centrarchus (flier cichlid), 1570 nucleotides long. It is a transcript of the gene rab3ab, whose product is annotated as RAB3A, member RAS oncogene family, b. The coding region runs from base 93 to 752 and encodes 219 amino acids. Gene Ontology annotation, molecular function: GTPase activity; GTP binding. Lineage: Eukaryota; Metazoa; Chordata; Actinopteri; Cichliformes; Cichlidae. The transcript is spliced from 5 exons. The record is from RefSeq and is a predicted model, not a curated record.